AGAGAGAGAGAGGGCCACGGUAAUUUGCAGAGGCAGUGGCAUGCAAAUUCUGAGACCCACAAUCCCACAAUCACACAAUCAUCAAAAGUAGAGGUAGACAAAUUGCUAAAGUAGUAGGAAACACCAGCCCCAUGAGCCAUCGCCUCUUUAACUUUCACUCUUUUUGGGGGGAGGGGAAUCCUUCCGGUAAAUUCUUGAACUUUACAAAUUAAAGAGCCACUACCACUCUAAUUAUUAUCCCACCCUGCAAGUCUUUGUUCGGUGGUUCCCUUGAUGCUUGACACCGGGGCUCCCGUUCAAUCAUUUUAGCCACCUGUGGGCUUAAAAAGAAAAUGAGAUAAGAGAUGGGUUUCCAGUGAGCUCUCCGAUUACUGCUUCCUAUUCUUUGGUCUUUUUCUGGAGGAAGUAAAAAUGAACUCGGGGUUCCUUGAGUCAACAUAAAAACACAGCUUUCUAGUUUUCGUAUCCGUGUGUUUACAAGGUACCAAGGCUGUUUUGGAGAAGAAGAGUUUUGUUGUCAAAGAAGCAGUUCUUAAUUUCUCGGGAUUUUAUUCACUUCUAUAAAGUUCGAGUGACUCUAAUAAUCCACCGGGCUUCAGUGUAUUUUUCAUUGUAAAUGCCCCAUCUUGAGUGAAUAUUGCUGCGAAUUCUUCUUAAAUAUGGCUGAAAUUAGACUUACAAGGGUAGAACAAGGCCAGACGAAGAUCAGAAAUGUCCCAAUUGCAGUGACCCCGGAAGGUUUUUGGUGUUGUCCUUCUCCAGUUGGGUUUCAAAAGACCCUCAAAGCUCAAAACCCUCUAAACAAACCAAAACCCUCCUCACCACCACCCAAGACCACUGUCACCAAGAAACAGACCCCAGUAACUGAAAGAAAGCCAACAUUCACCCCAUCAAGACCAGAUCAGCGAACCUUUGUCCCUGAUACACCCGGCCUGAGUGCACCUGUGGCUGCUGAAAGAGCACCAAGACCCAAAAUUGAAAAUUUGCCAAGGAAGGUGGCAAUUGAGUUUGGUGAGCCUGGAACCAGUGAUAUGAAGGUGAUUUUACUUGGAAAGCAGGGGUUUUGUGUGAAAUUGAGUGUUCAUAAGAAUGUUCUAGUGGAGAAUAGCCGUUAUAUUGCAGACAAGCUUUCUCAACCACAGUCUGGUACGUCAUCUCUUGAAAUUGAGGAUUGUGAGGAUGUUGAGAUAUAUGUUGAAACUGUGGGACUAAUGUAUUGCAAAGAAAUUAAGCAACGACUGAUCAAGCAAAGUGUCUCUCGCGUACUCCGCAUUCUUAAGGUUGCAGAACUACUUGGCUUCAACUCUUGCAUGCAGUCAUGUUUAGAAUACUUGGAAGCUGUCCCUUGGGUUGGCGAAGAAGAAGAAAAGGUGGUUUCUUCUGUCCUACGACUCCAGGGUGAGGGUAUCGGUGUCACCCCAGUGUUGAAGCGAGUUUCUUCUGAUGCCUCCAAACAACCUAAAGACACACUUUCACAAAUAAUUGACCUCGUUCUCAAAAGCAAUGAGGAGCGAGGCCGAAGGGAAAUGAAAUCAGUAGUGCUGAAGCUUCUUAGGGAGAAUAACAGUCUCCCAAGCUGUGCAGGUUCAUCUGAUAUCUUCAAUGAAACCGUUUAUAGCUCAUGCAAAAGCUGCUUGAGUUCUCUUUUGUCUUUGUUUAGGCAUGCUGCUGAACCAGGGUUUGCUGAUAAACCUAUGGACUACAGAGAACCUGUAGUGAAGCAAAUAGCUCUAGAGGCUGAUAACCUUUCAUGGUUGGUCGAGAUUUUAGCUGACAGGCAAGCGGCAGAUGAAUUUGCACUAUUGUGGGCUGGCCAGCAAGAGUUGGCUUCACUACAUUCAAAGCUGCCCAUUGUGUCUCGUUAUCAUGUUAGCUGCAUUACAGCAAGGCUAUUUGUUGGCAUUGGAAGAGGCGAGCUCCUGCCAUCAAAGGACACCCGUCAAUUGCUAUUACAAACCUGGUUAGAACCAUUGAUUAAUGACUACAGCUGGUUACAACAUGGGUGCAGAUCAUUUGAUAGAAAGGUUGUGGAGGAAGGAAUUGGGAGGACAAUCCUCACCCUGCCUCUAGAGGAGCAGCAGAGCAUAUUGCUUUCUUGGUUAGGAAGUUUUUUGAAGGCUGGUGAUAACUGCCCAAAUCUUCAGAGAGCCUUCGAGGUCUGGUGGCGGAGGACAUUCAUCAGGCCUUACGUUGAAACUCCAGGUAAUAAUUUCCAGUCAGAUAGCUCAAUGACAUCACCAGUAAUAACCCUGAAGAAACAACCGCACGAGUGAGAGCGAACUCAACUACAGAGGGAUUAUAUUUCAAAGCCUGUGUCAAUACCAACUGAGGAGUUUAUGAGAACCGAAGAGUGAUGAUUGGAACUCUCUUUAGUGUUUAGAAAGGGCAGAUUUAGCAGCUAAAAAAUUUGAAAAAAUAAAGUUCAGAACUUCAGAUGUUGCAAAUCUCUUGAGAAUCAAACUGGCGCCAUGACUUGGGUUUAUACUGCUUCGUGCAAAAUCUUUUGACUAAUGCUCUGUGGAUUGAUUUGGUGGAUAAUGGGUUUAUGGAUUGAAAGGAAUGUAACUGAAAGUAGUUUGCUUCAUGUGAGUUUAUUUUUUUUUCUGAAUGUAUCCAGACAGAGUGAUGCCUUUCCUUUUUUCCCACAAUACUUGUUCGUGUUAGAGUACGUAGAUGUUCACAUUAUUAUCUAUUUGUGAAGUUUAUCCGAGUCUUCAAUGAUGACAUGACAACUGAGCAAAUGUGAUGACUGCAGUUACAUAUUA
Messenger RNA from Juglans regia (Persian walnut), 2765 nucleotides. RefSeq names its product BTB/POZ domain-containing protein At3g50780-like. The record is from RefSeq and is a predicted model, not a curated record. The coding region runs from base 660 to 2273 and encodes 537 amino acids. NCBI's taxonomy places the organism in Eukaryota, Viridiplantae, Streptophyta, Magnoliopsida, Fagales, Juglandaceae. The transcript has 3 exons. Gene Ontology annotation, molecular function: protein binding.